This is a messenger RNA of Trachymyrmex cornetzi, 397 nucleotides long. RefSeq lists its product as uncharacterized. NCBI's taxonomy places the organism in Eukaryota, Metazoa, Arthropoda, Insecta, Hymenoptera, Formicidae. The record is from RefSeq and is a predicted model, not a curated record. The transcript has 2 exons. The annotation marks the transcript as partial.
GUUUCUUGCUCAGGGUGGAACAGUCCAAAGCUUACACAAUAAAUUCCGUGUUGGUAGAAGCACAGCACAUCUGAUCAUUAAACAGACCUGCAAAGCAAUAUGGGAGAAGCUGCAGCCUAUUUAUCUACCUCAAUUAACCAAGAAUGAUUAUAAAAAAAUUACUGAACAAUUUUUUAAUUUAUGGCAACUUCCUAAUUGUUUGGGUGCUAUUGACGGAAGACAUAUGCGCAUUAAAGCACCACCUAUGUCAGGCAGUGAAUUCUACAAUUAUAAGGGAUUUUUUAGUAUUGUUCUUUUGGCAGCAGUAGAUGCCCAUUAUAAAUUCACUUGGGUGGAUAUUGGACAGUAUGGAUCUAUGAGUGAUGGUGGAGUUUGGUCAAACUCUGACUUUGGACAA